Molecule: messenger RNA, 1626 nt
Organism: Neohortaea acidophila
Lineage: Eukaryota; Fungi; Ascomycota; Dothideomycetes; Mycosphaerellales; Teratosphaeriaceae
Exons: 3
Coding region: 1-1626 (541 amino acids)
Source: RefSeq, a predicted model, not a curated record
AUGUUUUUGACUGGAUCUUUCCGUGUAACCGGCUUCAGCGGUCCAGAUCCAGAGCAAGAGCGCGAUCCUCCAGCAAAAGCAACGAAACUGACCUUCCCCAUCCACGAGCCACGGACAGGACAACAAGAAUGGACUCACGAGUCGCCACCGCCCAAGUUCCAAGCGCUAUUCGCCCGCAUUCUCAGACCCACGGACAUAUCCGACAAACACUUCCAAGCUCUGAACAUCACGACCUCGCCACCAUGUUCCGUCGAAGAUAUGUUGCCAUCACAUGGGCCCCGUAGUCCGUACUUACUUCCCCUUUCGGAUGCAGACACCCCUGCCCAAACCGAAGAUCUAAAUUUGGAUCCAGCGACUGCGCGAAGACGAAAAGAUUUCAACGAUAGAGUUGCGGAACUUCGAAUCGAUAAUGACCUGGCCUUUCGGACCAUUAGCAGAACUGUGGCGGAAGGCAUCAAGCCGCCUCGCAUUGCUCAUAUGCGGAGAUUUUGGGAGAGUGUCGAAAACAUGAGCCAGUUUUGGGACGCGAGUCUGGACCAAUACUACGAGACUACAGAAACUUCGGCAGAAGAAGGAGAAGAAGAGGGCAAAGGGGCAAAGCGUCUGAGGCUGGGGAGCGAGACAAAUAAAGACUUCAAACUGGUAGUUGAUGGGAAGGAAAUCGUUCCCUUUCCCAACGACAUACCCGCAGAUCCCCCUCAGCCCAGAAAGCGAUACAAAGGCCGACGCAUCGGCGCUGGAACAGACAUGCCCGACUCUUACCGCUCCGACACCGUGAGAGCGUUCGUCGAAGGCACCAUCUGGCCCUUCCGCACCUCCCUCGCACCCCCACGAAUCAUGCCCAUCGUGCAAUUCGGCAAGCUUAACCUGCCUGUGCGACAGACAGCCGCAGUCUACCAACUACCCAAUGACCGGACCAAGGCUCGACAAGGCUACUUGCGUGGUCCAAUUUUGAUUUUACAAGCGCGUCCUGAGCUCGGAUUCGAGAAAGAGAAUGGCGAGCAAGACGAGGAAAAGGCGCGGCUGGAUCUCAUGCGGGAGAUCGGCGGGCUGCUGCAUCUUGCUCAGGAGCGGCGGCGAGAGGCACAGGAGUACGUCAAGCCGGGCGAAGGGCAGUGGUGGACAACUGUACCGAGAUGGGGCGGCGGGCCUGGUGGGGAAGUGCAAAAUGAACUGGGCAAUAGUGAUAUUGUUGAUCUCGUGGAAGGGGUUCGGGAGGCGAGUCAAGAGGAUGAGGGGAAGAAGACGAGUGGGUCGCGAAAGUCGAAGAGGAAGGAGGGCAAUGCGAUUCUGUGGAAGGAAUUAAAAGCCGGCAAAGGGAACUGGGAUGCGAAGACGGAGUACGCGGCUAUCGGGCGGGAGCCGGAAUCUCCAUACGACGAGAUUUUUCUGGUGUCGUCGCUCAACCACCACGUGUCGAUUGUCAAGGCUAUCGUCCACAACGACUACUCCGACUGUCUGACUUCCGGCAAUCUCCCCGAUCCCCUGCCGCAAGAUCCGGAAUGGUGUCGGCCAAAGGUCCAGCGCACAGUAUGGUAUGAUCUCUUCGAUGUGGAGCAGCGGUUGGAGCUCUUUCGCGCGCUGUGGGGAAUCAUGUCUUAUAUGACUCGAUUCCAUGAGGUCUGA